CUGAUUUAGAAUGGGCGCCCGUAGAGAUGAAUGCAUAUGUGGCCUGGCGGCGGCAGUGACUGACCUACUGCAGUCAGUACAACUGGAGUACCAUGGCUAUGAAGGUGAAAGUGAAGGCAAAGGUGCCAACAGUGACAAGGUGAAGGAACACCUUAAUGGACUCUUCUCCCUGGUACAGGGACUAGGUGGUACCUCCGUGGUCCGGACCUACAUAGACCAGCUGGCACAGGUACUCAGUGCACUAGUUGGGUGGAGUAAGAUAACGAAGUGUGAUAAUAGUGGCUGCAAAGGCACUAGUGGCACUAGUGGCGAUAGCAAUCCCCAUGGCCAAAGUAGCAGUGGUGGCAGUUGCGAGUAUCUAAAUGAGGUGACAGCGAACAAACCAUGUGAACAGUGUAGGUGUAUGAAAUGGGAUGUGCCCGAUGCGGGUGAUCACACUAAGGGACACCAUCUGGGCAGGGGGUGUACAAGGUGUAAGGAUAGUGGUGGUAGUAGUAGUGCACAGUGUAGCUGUGGUAGUGGCACCUGUACUCCUGACAAGUGUCAAUGCGCUAUAGAAGGCAAAUGCUGCAAGUGUUAUUGUAAGGAAGGAUGUAAAGAUAAGUGUAAGAAGGAUGCAAAGUGUAGCUGUAUCGAAACGGACACUAACGGCUUAGAUCGUCGUGUAUACAAAGAAACAUAUCAAUCGGCAUAUGGAGGUUUUCUCAGCUUCGAUUCAUACGUGGGAGGAAAAAACCAGGCAUACAGACAGCCAAUAUGGAAUGAUCUCAAUGGUAAACUACCUAGUGGUGACACGAUCUUUGGGCUACCUGAUGCUACUCCCUCCCAACGUCGCCAAAAAUGUGCCCAGAUCCUCCUAGGCUCAGUAUGUCUCAUCUGGAGUGGCAUUACUUAUAUGUAUUGGACAGGUAGAUAUGCCAAGGGUAGUCCUUACUGGAACAAUCACAUCCUGGACGGUAGUGGUAUAGAUGAUGGAAGCUUAUCCCAAUGGCUUCAGGCCCUAGGGUUUCCUAGGGAUAUGUUGAACAAUAGUGGUCCUGGAAAUAGAUGGGAUGCUGUUAUAUGGGAUGGACUUAGUGAUAAGUUGCUUCUAGGGUUUGCUAAGCCUAGUGGUGCCAGUGGCUGGGACACUGAGGGUAAUACAGCCAGAAAUCCAUUCGCUAUGAACUUUGCCGGUUUUGUACAUACUGCACAUAGGGAUUCAUUUAAUAAUAGUGCUAUUGUCUUCCAUAAGAAUGGCAAUGACGCUAGUAUUCCUGACACUAACCAGCACAAACGUGGCGCCCUCUUCAAGCUCUACAUUCUAUCAUGUGCCUACUUUACCGGGUUACAGAAGAAGAAUACCACUGAAAGUACUCCAAGGACCCCCAAGACCAUCCGUGAGAUCCUAUACUGGCUAAGUGCAUUGCCCUAUAGUCAGGCCUAUAAGGAUACACUAGACUAUGCCAAGGGAAGAUUAUCUGACGUACUCAAAAAACCCGAAGCCACUGACUCUACCAAUGGAGAAACACAAUUGAAAUUUAUUCAAACGGAUCGUCCCGCACCCAUUACCGUUCAUGAAUACAACCUCUUUGCCCACUUCCAAGCAGUGACUCAGUACUGCCCACUGGUCCUCAUAGGUAUCCAGGGUGGAAUACACAGUACCACCAAAGGUACUAAAGAACCUCCUAUUCACUCCCUCUAUGCCAACACUGAGUGCCACUUCACCUAUCCCACUGUGUCCAUCCAAGCAUACAACCAGGUGGUACACUACAUUAGGGCUCUGUUCUAUCAGUUGUACUUUCUUAGGAAGCAAUGUGCAGUGAAAGUGACUUGUGGAGGGAAGUGGCGUGAGUGUAGGUAUGGUCAGGGGGUGGUAUCCAAGGGGGUAAUCAGCUGGAUGUGCCUGGGGUGUGACCCCAUGGAGCAUGAUAGGAAUUAUAGGGUAAAGAAGGUAAAGGAGGAGUUGGAUGGGGUGAUCAAGGGGAAAGAUCCAAAGGAUCUUCCGGGGACCCUGAAGGAAGUACUAGAGAAGAUUGGUGAUGUAGUGGUACAAUUGGGUAAUGCUCAGGAGGCAUUGGAAGGGAAGAAAAAGGAGGCUAUAGAGGGGGUGCAGAAGGCACUAGAGGGGGCUAAGGAGGAACUGGAUAAACUGAAGGAUCUGGAUGGGCUGAAUGAUGAAAAACUAAAGGAAGCUAAGAAGAAACUAGUGGAGCUGACGAAUGGUAGUGGUAAUGGAAUACUAGGGAAGGUAUUAGGACAUGGUGGAUUAGAGACGGCUAAGAGUGAUGUGACAAAUGUUGAUCCCGGUAAGAACAAGAUCAGUGAUGCUAUCGAUGGAGUACACAAGGCAUUGGAAGCAUUGAAGGACGCAGUCCAACAGAUCAUUGAAGCAACAAAGAACGAUACAAAACAAUUCCAAGAAGCUAUUAUUACUGCUACCGAUGAAGCAGAUGUAAUCAGGCGGCUUCAAGAACCCCGAGAUAGUCAAAAGGCAACAUUGGAAGCGUUAUCAGAACUCCUCUCAGCCAUCGACCACCUCCUCUCCAUCUGCAACACCGCAAAGUGCCCUGGAUGUAAAGAUCACGCCACCAAGUGUGGCCAACCAUCAAAUCCCAGUAUCUGUAAGACCUGUCUCCAACCCACCACCACUGGAGUCCCCUCCCCCCUCCAGGCAUUCCUCGAGGAUCGGUUGCCAGGUUUUAGUUGUAGUGAAGUACCAGCAGACGACACGCCCGACUACCCACCCGCUGCAUCCCACUUACAUCACACUAGUGCUACUGGUCAAUGCUGCCCGUUGCCAAUGGGAUUCAGGAAUUCCUUCUACAGCGGCAGCACCGGUGACAUGACGGGCUCAAGACUCUAUGGUAUCCUCUACUUCUUCAGUAACGGGGACAUGAUGCAGUCGUGUGUCUAUACACUAGUGAGGGUCACUGCAGCUCUCAGUGCCACCACACCACAGGUAUUGGGUGACGUCUUUGGGUUCUUUAGGGGUGGUGUAGGAGAGAAGGAAAGUGGAAAGAACAAGAAGAAUUUGGUAGUGCCGUGUGAUCACAAUAAGGACCCAUCUAAGAAAGGAGAUGAUGACUACUUUUGCGGCUGGUGUGCCUCUGGGUUAAGGGAUGUAGUGAAAGAGAUAGAGUGGAUAGAAAAGGGUAAUGAAAGUGAUGGAGGGAAGUACAGAGGAAAUGUGGGAGAAGCCCUGAUACAGAUUAAAGGAGAAAAGGACGCUAAUACUGCUCUAAAGUCCAGCACAAGUAACCUCUCGAGACUCACUAAGAACUGCCAGUACCUCUCCCCCCUAACCGGUGAGCUGUACACCGCAGUGAGUGCCACCUUCGGUAACACAUACCUCUCAUGGGUACUAUACCUAUCAGAUGCACUUCAUUCAGGACUAGAGUCACUGGCUAGUGCUUUCCAGGAAAUCGAAUGCCGGGGCUGUAAGGGAAACUGUGACCCCAAUAAGUGCAAGAAGGGACAUCAUGGAGCAAGUAGUGAUGGACAGUGUGGAUGCCAACCAAUCGUAUCAUGUACCGGGGUACUACCAGUAUUGUAUAGGCAUGGCUUCAGCUAUGGUAACCCAUUCAAUCUGGAGGAGUACCAGCAGAAGGGAAAGGAGAAGGGAGAUUAUAGUAUUGCAGAGAAGGGUGGGAAGAAGCAGUGUCACGAGUUCUUAAGCAGUCUUCAGGCAGUGAUCCAGAACAAGCAGGACCCCUCUCAGGACCAGGGACAACACCCCCUCACCAAUCUCCUCUCCCAGGUCGGCAAACUCCAAUACGACAUACGGCUCCCAUGGAUAUUUGUCCUCACGGUGGCAUGGCUAGUAGCGGUACUCUACCUUGCAUUUGGUGCCAUAUGGCCACUGGACUGGACACAUAUGAGGUCGCAUUGGUUACGGGGUGGAGAGCACCAGUGGCAAUGUAUGUGGUAUAAGGUGAUGACGGGACGGAAGGGAAGAGUAGUGCUGGAGGGGGUGGAAAAUUUUGGUCAAUGUUUACUGGUGCUUAUUGUGAUGGUUUUGUAGCAUUGUUG
Babesia bovis T2Bo is the source of this 4011-nucleotide messenger RNA. RefSeq names its product variant erythrocyte surface antigen-1 alpha subunit. The transcript is spliced from 3 exons. Lineage: Eukaryota; Apicomplexa; Aconoidasida; Piroplasmida; Babesiidae. The record is from RefSeq and is a predicted model, not a curated record. Bases 11 to 4003 code for a protein of 1330 amino acids.